AUGACGGCUGAUAUGGAGACCCAAAAUGAGUAUGAUGACAGUGGAUUGCCAGGGCCAGGCGCACCCACUCCGCUCUCAGCUCUGGAGGGAGUUGCAGGUUUGACCAGUAGAGAUAUCAAGCUCUUUGUUGAUGCGGGCUACCACACAGUCGAGUCAAUCGCAUAUACGCCGAAGCGAUUGCUGGAACAGAUUAAGGGAAUUUCAGAGCAGAAAGCGACCAAAAUCUUAGUCGAGGCCGCCAAACUCGUACCAAUGGGCUUCACAACCGCCACAGAGAUGCACGCCCGACGAAGUGAGCUUAUAUCGAUCACGACAGGGUCCAAGCAGCUAGAUACACUAUUGGGAGGAGGCAUCGAAACGGGGUCGAUCACCGAGAUAUUCGGGGAGUUCCGGACAGGAAAGAGUCAAAUUUGCCAUACGCUUGCCGUCACCUGUCAACUGCCGUUUGAUAUGGGUGGGGGCGAGGGCAAGUGUCUCUAUAUUGACACCGAGGGGACUUUCCGUCCGGUGCGUCUAUUAGCGGUGGCCCAGCGUUAUGGACUGGUAGGAGAAGAGGUUCUGGACAACGUCGCCUAUGCUCGAGCCUACAAUUCAGAUCAUCAGCUCCAACUACUCAACCAGGCAUCUCAAAUGAUGUGUGAGACGCGUUUCUCACUUCUUGUUGUGGACUCCGCCACUUCAUUGUACCGGACGGAUUUCAACGGUCGUGGUGAGCUCUCGUCUCGACAGACACAUCUCGCCAAGUUCAUGCGGACCCUGCAGCGACUGGCGGAUGAAUUUGGAAUUGCCGUCGUCAUUACAAACCAAGUAGUCGCUCAGGUUGACGGUGGUCCAAGUGCGAUGUUCAAUCCCGACCCGAAGAAGCCCAUUGGUGGGAACAUCAUUGCGCAUGCCAGUACGACCAGAUUGAGCUUGAAGAAGGGUAGGGGUGAGACCAGAGUUUGCAAGAUCUAUGACAGUCCAUGUCUACCAGAGAGUGACUGUCUCUUCGCCAUCAACGAGGAUGGAAUAGGAGAUCCAAGCCCCAAGGAUCUGGAGAAUGAUUAG
Aspergillus lentulus is the source of this 1047-nucleotide messenger RNA. RefSeq names its product recombinase RAD51. NCBI's taxonomy places the organism in Eukaryota, Fungi, Ascomycota, Eurotiomycetes, Eurotiales, Aspergillaceae. The record is from RefSeq and is a predicted model, not a curated record. Gene Ontology annotation, cellular component: condensed nuclear chromosome. Gene Ontology annotation, molecular function: single-stranded DNA binding; ATP binding; DNA strand exchange activity. Gene Ontology annotation, biological process: mitotic recombination-dependent replication fork processing; reciprocal meiotic recombination; double-strand break repair via homologous recombination.